Brettanomyces nanus is the source of this 1119-nucleotide messenger RNA. RefSeq lists its product as uncharacterized. Gene Ontology annotation, biological process: nuclear-transcribed mRNA poly(A) tail shortening; regulation of DNA-templated transcription. The transcript is spliced from 2 exons. NCBI's taxonomy places the organism in Eukaryota, Fungi, Ascomycota, Pichiomycetes, Pichiales, Pichiaceae. Gene Ontology annotation, cellular component: CCR4-NOT core complex; P-body. The record is from RefSeq and is a predicted model, not a curated record. Bases 1 to 1119 code for a protein of 372 amino acids.
AUGUCCGCGUGGGGAAACGUCACUGACGAUCUUGAUAAACGGCCUGGCAUUUCUUACAAGGCAGCUGCCGGUGCGUCCGGCGGUAUUCGAAGGAACUUAGAUUCCACCUCUUUCAACGAACAAUUUCCUGCACUAGACUCUCACGUUAUUGGCAAUGCCAAUAACCUUGACAACAACGCAAAGAUUCCUCUGCUCUCUCAACAACUCCAAACAUCAUCUUCUUCUCAGACACUACCAAGCCAAACAAAGGCGAAUGCACAGGCUAUCCUAAACGCUGUCAAACAGGCUUCAUCUCUUGCCAACAGAAACAAUAGUGGUGAAAACAUUAAUAGUAAUACCACCGGCUUGACAUCUUCCCAAAGUGCCACAAACAUUCUCAAUAGUCUUACAAAUGCUGCUGCUGCUGCUGCUGGUGUUGCCACGGGUAUCUCUGCUACUGAGUCAGGCAUCACAAAUACGCCGCUUAAUGGCUCUCAUAGUGAUACACCUACACCACAGCUUCCUCCAGGUCUUAUUCAAGGUAAGCUCGAGCCUAAGCAAGCUGCCGCUACCACCACCACCGCUACAACAGCUGCUGUGGAGGAGGUGAUACUCACAGAGGAUAUUGAUAAAUUUGGUUUGAAAGGGCUACUUCCUUUGCUUAGAAUGGAACCUAGUGACCAAGCCACUAUAGCUACCGGAGUAGACUUGAACAUGCUAGGACUAGACUUGUCAAACAAUGACCCUAACUACAAGAUCUCAAAGACAUUUGCUUCUCCGUGGUUGGAAACGAGCAGAUCGGAAGUUGAGCCGCUUUUCAGCUGCCCAAACAGUUUCCUUAUACCAGAUAAAGAAUUGACUAAUAUUGAGAGCCGCAUCAAUACUUUCAACGACGAAACUCUAUUCUUCAUUUUCUACAGCAAGCCUAGGGAUACUUUACAAGAGUUGGCUGCCCGCGAAUUGAAUAACAGAAAUUGGAGAUACCAUAAGGACCUCCAGGUUUGGCUUACCAAGGAUUCCAGUGUAGAACCUGUACCAAACGGUCCAGGAUCAGAGAGGGGCACUUACGUGUUCUUUGAUCCAACGUCUUGGGAGUAUGUCACCAAAGAGUUUGUAUUGUCAUACCAGUCAAUUAUAUGA